Molecule: messenger RNA, 3678 nt
Organism: Cynocephalus volans (Philippine flying lemur)
Lineage: Eukaryota; Metazoa; Chordata; Mammalia; Dermoptera; Cynocephalidae
Gene: NCBP1
Product: nuclear cap binding protein subunit 1
Exons: 23
Coding region: 249-2621 (790 amino acids)
Biological process (GO): mRNA export from nucleus; nuclear-transcribed mRNA catabolic process, nonsense-mediated decay; regulation of mRNA processing
Cellular component (GO): nuclear cap binding complex; nucleus
Molecular function (GO): RNA cap binding; protein binding; mRNA binding
Source: RefSeq, a predicted model, not a curated record
AGGAAGCGGCCGGCAGGAGCCCGAGGGGGCGGUUGUGUCCGGCCCGGACGCCGGCUGUCGCUGAACCGAGCCAGCCCGGCCCACCCGGUGGCCUCUCCUCGCGCUUCCGGGAGCCGUCGCGAGCGAGUGCGCCUGCGCGCCAGCCCAGCCUCGCGCCUCGCUGCUGUCUUCGCGCCGGCCGGCGGCCCGACGGUUCCUGCUGUGCUUCCCGCCCGGAGUCUCGGCUCCGUAGCGCACCGACGGGCGGCAUGUCGCGGCGGCGGCACAGCGACGAGAAUGAUGGUGGACAGCCUCACAAAAGGAGAAAGACCUCUGAUGCAAAUGAAACUGAAGAUCAUUUGGAAUCUUUAAUAUGCAAAGUAGGAGAAAAGAGUGCCUGCUCUUUGGAAAGCAACCUAGAAGGCUUGGCGGGUGUUUUAGAAGCCGAUCUCCCUAACUACAAGAGCAAGAUCUUAAGGCUUCUUUGUACAGUUGCACGUCUGUUACCUGAGAAGUUGACAAUUUAUACAACAUUAGUUGGACUGCUGAAUGCCAGGAAUUACAACUUUGGUGGAGAAUUUGUAGAAGCCAUGAUUCGUCAACUUAAAGAAUCACUGAAAGCAAACAAUUAUAAUGAAGCUGUAUAUUUGGUUCGGUUUUUAUCUGAUCUUGUGAAUUGUCACGUGAUUGCUGCCCCAUCGAUGGUUGCUAUGUUUGAAAAUUUUGUGAGUGUAACUCAGGAGGAAGAUGUGCCUCAGGUGCGAAGGGAUUGGUAUGUGUUUGCAUUUCUGUCGUCUUUGCCCUGGGUUGGAAAGGAGUUGUACGAAAAGAAAGAUGCAGAGAUGGACCGCAUCUUUGCCAACACUGAAAGCUAUCUUAAAAGACGCCAGAAGACUCAUGUGCCCAUGUUACAAGUAUGGACUGCUGAUAAACCACAUCCACAAGAAGAGUAUUUAGAUUGCCUGUGGGCCCAGAUUCAAAAAUUGAAAAAGGAUCGCUGGCAGGAACGGCACAUCCUAAGACCUUAUCUUGCCUUUGACAGCAUCCUGUGUGAAGCUCUACAGCACAAUCUGCCCCCUUUUACACCACCUCCUCACACUGAAGACUCAGCAUACCCAAUGCCAAGGGUCAUCUUCAGAAUGUUUGAUUACACAGAUGAUCCUGAGGGUCCUGUUAUGCCAGGGAGUCAUUCAGUGGAAAGAUUUGUAAUAGAAGAGAAUCUUCACUGCAUCAUUAAGUCCCACUGGAAGGAAAGGAAGACUUGUGCUGCACAGCUAGUGAGCUAUCCAGGGAAGAACAAGAUCCCCUUGAACUACCACAUAGUUGAGGUAAUCUUUGCAGAGCUGUUUCAACUUCCAGCACCCCCUCACAUUGAUGUGAUGUACACAACACUUCUCAUUGAACUGUGCAAGCUGCAACCUGGCUCUCUACCCCAAGUUCUGGCACAGGCAACUGAAAUGUUAUACAUGCGUUUGGACACAAUGAAUACUACAUGCGUAGACAGGUUUAUUAAUUGGUUUUCUCAUCAUCUAAGUAACUUCCAGUUCCGUUGGAGCUGGGAAGAUUGGUCAGAUUGUCUUACUCAAGACCCUGAGAGUCCCAAACCAAAGUUUGUAAGAGAAGUUCUGGAAAAAUGUAUGAGGUUGUCUUACCAUCAGCGUAUAUUAGAUAUUGUUCCUCCUACCUUCUCAGCUCUAUGUCCUGCAAACCCAACCUGCAUUUACAAGUAUGGAGAUGAAAGUAGCAAUUCUCUUCCUGGACAUUCUGUCGCCCUCUGUUUAGCUGUUGCUUUUAAAAGUAAGGCAACCAAUGAUGAAAUCUUCAGCAUUCUGAAAGAUGUACCAAAUCCUAACCAGGAUGAUGAUGAUGAUGAAGGAUUCAGUUUUAACCCGUUGAAAAUAGAGGUCUUUGUACAGACUCUGUUACACUUGGCAGCCAAAUCGUUCAGCCAUUCCUUCAGUGCUCUUGCAAAGUUUCAUGAAGUUUUCAAAACCCUAGCUGAAAGUGAUGAGGGAAAGUUACAUGUGCUAAGAGUUAUGUUUGAAGUUUGGAGGAACCACCCACAGAUGAUUGCUGUACUAGUGGAUAAAAUGAUUCGCACACAGAUCGUUGACUGUGCUGCAGUGGCAAACUGGAUCUUCUCUUCAGAACUAUCUCGUGACUUUACUAGAUUGUUUGUUUGGGAAAUCUUGCACUCUACAAUUCGUAAGAUGAACAAACAUGUUCUGAAGAUCCAGAAAGAGUUAGAAGAAGCUAAAGAAAAACUCGCAAGGCAACACAAACGGCGAAGUGAUGAUGAUGACAGAAGCAGUGACAGAAAAGAUGGGGCUCUUGAGGAGCAAAUAGAAAGACUGCAGGAAAAGGUGGAAUCUGCGCAGAGUGAACAAAAGAACCUCUUCCUCGUCAUAUUUCAGCGUUUUAUCAUGAUCUUGACUGAGCACUUAGUACGAUGUGAAACUGAUGGGACCAGUGUGUUAACACCAUGGUAUAAGAACUGUAUAGAGAGACUCCAGCAGAUAUUCCUACAGCAUCACCAGAUAAUCCAGCAGUACAUGGUGACCCUGGAAAACCUUCUCUUCACAGCUGAAUUAGACCCUCAUAUCCUGGCCGUGUUCCAGCAAUUCUGUGCCCUGCAGGCCUAAGGGUCAUUUUUUCCCCUCGUGUCAAGUUUUUUUUAAGUAUCUUAAAAUAAUUUGUCUUAUUUUUGAUGGUUUGUGUGCUUGCUUUCUGUAGUAUCCUUUCACUUCUUAAAGGAAACAAAUGGGGCGGGAACAGUGAAGAAUAUGACAUUACCUUUAAUUGUUCCUAAAAAGCAAAUAUUUCCUAAAGACAGUAAUGUGACAGUGACCAUAAUGUAUUAUGUAUGUGACAGAUUCAACUUUUCUGUGAUCAGUUUGAUAUUUUUUCUUCUUAAUGCACAAAAUAACUGAUUUGAGGUUUGUGAAACACUAGAGGUCAGUCUUACAAAGUGUAGUAUAUAGAACUAAUGGGUUUAUACCAAGUAGCAUAGCUUUUCACAGCUCAUGGGUAACCUAACAUGGCUGAAAUAAAGCUAAAAAUAUGUUUUUUAAACUUUGGUAUUUCAUGAUUUAUCAUGUCAGUCUACUUUAAAAUUGGUGGUUUCUUACUGAACAUAUACUCCAUUUGAAAUUUUUUCUUCAGAAUAUUUUUCUUAAGUAUCUUAAGACACUCACUACCUGUUAGUUUGAGGGUACUUCAGAAAGUUCAUAGAAAAAUUGAAUUAAAAGAUAAUAUUUUUCCAUGAACUUUUUGACGUACCCACAUAUAUAAGUGUUACUGUUUAGCGCAGCAGUUCCCAAAUUUGAAUUAAAAAAAUUUAAACCACAAUCUCAGGAUGGAACACAGGCAUUGUCAGUAGUUCUUAAAGCUCCCCAGGCAAUUCUAGGUUUGGGAACUAUUAUCUUAGAGCAUCUGGUCACAUCCCGUAGCAGAGAGGGAUUUGUCCAAGGACAGACAGUGAGUCACAUACUAAAGUAGAACUAGAAGUAGCUUGAAUGGAUAAAACUGUACUUGGAAUUAGAUGUGGGUUUAGAUUUUGUUUCUGUGGAACCUGGUCCAAAUAACUGCUAAUUCCUGAGACCGUUUCCUAUAUGUUGUUGAGGCUUAAGUAAGAUGAGAGCAUUUUGUAAAAUAAUACAAGUAUAAGGAAUUAUCUGACAUUUCAAAUUUCUUGGAUUU